UCGCUAGUGCCUUAUACAUGAUACGUCACAUUUUAUCAAACAUUGACAAAGAAUUAUAGGAAGAAUUUGUAAUAACAUCUAUUUGUGCCAUGGAAUAUUGGUCGAUAUUAUUAUCGGUAGUCAUCGGUGUGAUCAGCAUUCAUUAUCUUUUCAAAAAUUUUAAUUUCUUUACAAGAAAUGGUAUUAUACAAGUGCCGUCUGUUCCAUUACUUGGAUCCACGACGUCGGUUGUACUUCGACGAAUAUCAUUUUAUGACUUCAUGUUGAAGAUAUACAAUUUCAAUCCAAACGCAAAGUAUUAUGGACUAUUCUUCACGACAACUCCAGUCUUCUUCCUUCGCGAUCUGGAACUCAUUAAGACUGUUCUCGUCAAAAAUUUCGAAGCAUUUCCAGAUCGUCGUGGUUUCACCGAUUUCAACGAUUCUUUAUCUCAGAAAAAUUUGUUUUCUCUUCACGGGGAAAAAUGGCGACACGUGAGAAAUCUGCUAAGUCCUUCUUUUACUUCUAGUAAAAUGAAAAUGAUGUUCACGUUGAUGUCUGAAUGUGCUGUGGAUUUUGCAAAAUCUAUAUCGACAUCAGCGGAUAAAGGCAGUAUAAACAUGAAAGAUGUCUGCUCUAGAUAUACGAAUGAUGUCAUCGCUACAUGUGCAUUUGGAAUUAAAGUCAACUCUAUGAAGGAUCCAACGAAUAAAUUCUAUAUUUACGGCAAGGAGGCGACUAACUUUGGAGGGGCCAUUCGCGCUCUAAAGUUCUUUUUUGUUGGAACGUUUCCAAGACUAGGGCGAAUUUUUAAAAUCAAAUUAAUGAAUGAUGAUGUGUCAAAUUUCUUUACAAACAUUAUAAGAACUACAAUCGCCACUCGUGACGCAGAACACAUUACACGUCCGGAUAUGUUACAGUUAAUGAUGGAUAUUAGAGGCAAAGAAGGUCGUAGAGAUCUAGACAUCGACGAUAUGACUGCGCAAGCGUUCAUUUUUUUCCUUGGUGGUUUUGAGACCAGCUCAACCGUAAUGUGCUUCGCAGCUCAUGAAAUUGCAGCUAAUCCAGAAAUUCAGACUAAAUUACAACAAGAGAUCGACGACGUUUUGCAAAAGUCGAAUGGAGAUGUAUCUUACGAAUCUAUUAAUCGACUUGAAUAUUUAGAUGCGGUGAUAUGUGAGGCUCUUAGAUUAUAUCCACCACUUCCAGCUUUAGAAAGGAAAUGCGAAAAAACUUUUGAGUUACCACCCGCAUUACCGGACGAGAAACCUUUUAUAAUGAAGAAAGGUAUGCUUGUUUGGAUUCCUGUUCUUGGAAUUCAUCGUGAUGAAAAAUAUUACGAUAAUCCGGACAAAUUUGACCCAGAAAGAUUUUUAAACAACAAGAUGCACAAUUCUUCGAGUUAUAUGCCAUUCGGAUUAGGACCGAGAAUGUGCAUAGCUAACAGGUUUGCAUUGCUGGAAGUCAAAGUCUUGCUGUUUCACUUAUUAGCACGAUGUGAGCUGAAACCUUCUGCAAAAACUACAUCCCCAUUAAAAUUUGUCAAAGAUUUCAUGUUAAUACCGGAAAAUGGUUUCUGGUUGAAUGUUCAGCGUAGGAAAAACAUGCAUCCUGCUAUGGAGUCUGAACUAAUGGAAAGCUAAUAAAAGACAUUUCAAAUGGAUGAACUGUGUUAUGUACGAACAAGUAUUAUGAAACAUUGUAAUGAUUCAUUUCGACCAAAAAAGAAUUCUCC
Messenger RNA from Cyphomyrmex costatus, 1714 nucleotides. RefSeq names its product cytochrome P450 9e2-like. NCBI's taxonomy places the organism in Eukaryota, Metazoa, Arthropoda, Insecta, Hymenoptera, Formicidae. The record is from RefSeq and is a predicted model, not a curated record. The coding region runs from base 90 to 1622 and encodes 510 amino acids. The transcript has 2 exons. Gene Ontology annotation, molecular function: iron ion binding; heme binding; oxidoreductase activity, acting on paired donors, with incorporation or reduction of molecular oxygen.